Messenger RNA from Cyprinodon variegatus (sheepshead minnow), 493 nucleotides. Its product is annotated as ADP-ribosyl cyclase/cyclic ADP-ribose hydrolase 1-like. Bases 64 to 405 code for a protein of 113 amino acids. Gene Ontology annotation, molecular function: NAD+ nucleosidase activity; phosphorus-oxygen lyase activity. The transcript is spliced from 5 exons. Lineage: Eukaryota; Metazoa; Chordata; Actinopteri; Cyprinodontiformes; Cyprinodontidae. Gene Ontology annotation, cellular component: plasma membrane. Gene Ontology annotation, biological process: positive regulation of B cell proliferation. The record is from RefSeq and is a predicted model, not a curated record.
CAUGUGUAAUUGUGAUUUGGUUUUGCAAUAGAGACCUUCAUCUACUUCUGUGAAGAAUGCAAAAUGAACCCUGUAUCUGCAUUCUGGGUCAGAGCCUCUGCAGAGUUUGCAAAUUAUUCUUGUGGACAUGCCAGUGUUAUGCUAAAUGGAGAGAUAAGCAAACCAUUCGAUCCCACCAGCUACUUUGGAUCCAUUGAAGUUAGGAAGCUCAUGUAUCCCAGAGUGCAAAGCCUGACUGUUAUUCUUGUUACCAAAAACAAUAACGUAGAUUGCAGCCAUGAGUCUCUGCAGGUGCUACGGAACAUCCUGGAUCCAGAAAUUUCUUUAUACUGCCAUUCAGUUAAAGAAUCGAGGAUACAGGAGUGUAUAGAAAUGGGCACAACCACCAAAGUCUGUUGGAGUUAAAACUACUAGAGGCUGUUAAAAAAUAUAUAUAUAUAUACAGUAUAUAUAUUCUUCUUUCAUGUAUUUGCUAACUUUUUUUAACAUGUUC